AUGGAUUGCUACUACCAUCCAUUCACCGCCUUCAACCUCAUCCGAGGGGAUUUCCGUCCCCCAAUUUUGCCCCAACUCAGAAUCCAAUUCCACCUUUUCUUCGAAAUCAAAUACAACAAUUACUUGCUAGACCACGACUGCACACUACAAGGGUUUCCCGGCACCUUCCCCACCACCCAAACCUACGCCACCGCCACCGUGGUCAUCGACGGAGAAACCCUCUCGUUUGCGGCCGUAAAGGCGGCCGUCGGGAGGGCCAUCAGAAACCACGUUCCGACCGUCGGCAGGAGGGGCGAGGAUUUGAUCGUGUUCGCGUUCGAGCAAGCGCGCGUGCGGCUUCCGGCCCAUCGAACCCUAUCUGGCUCCUGCGAUCUUCACCUCACCUUCGACGUUCGCGUCGAGCACCGGCACGUGUUCUUCGUGGAGGACGAAGACCCCUUGCUGGUGCCGGCCGCGGAGGAGCCGUCGUUCGCUUCUCUGCUGGAGAAGUACGAGGAGGAGGAGGAGGAGGAGGAGAGGUGUUGCUGCAUCUGCUUGGAGAAGCUUGGCGACGGCGGAGGAGCGUCGAAGAUGCCGUGCUCGCAUGUGUAUCACGGCGGCUGCAUCAACAAGUGGCUGAAGAAGAGCCCUAGCUGCCCGCUUUGCCGCUACGAGAUCUAAACCAUAUUAGAGAGAGAAAGAGAGAGG
Molecule: messenger RNA, 687 nt
Organism: Salvia miltiorrhiza (redroot sage)
Lineage: Eukaryota; Viridiplantae; Streptophyta; Magnoliopsida; Lamiales; Lamiaceae
Exons: 1
Coding region: 1-660 (219 amino acids)
Biological process (GO): protein ubiquitination
Cellular component (GO): cytoplasm
Molecular function (GO): ubiquitin protein ligase activity; zinc ion binding
Source: RefSeq, a predicted model, not a curated record